ACCAGGUAAAUGCCUUUUUGAAAUCAGUAACUACAGGCCAAUAUCACUCAUAAACACAAUGAGCAAAACCCUCGAAAGCAUAAUCAAUACCAGGUCUACAUGGCAUUUAGAAACCCACAACCUCCUUACACCUCAUCAAUUUGGCUUUCGAAAAACCGGUCCACCAUAGACCCUUUGACAAAAAUCCACACCGAUAUAUGUGAAGCUUUAGAAAAAAAAAUCAUUUAUUAAUGGUUUCUCAAGAUAUCGCGAAAGCCUAUGACACAGUUUAGAAACAUAGGGUGCUCUCCGCACAAAUGGAUUGCCACAGGGGUCCUCAUUAAGCGUUACACUGUUUUUAAUAGCCAUCAAUGACAUUAGUAAAUACAUUAAAUCACCCGUCAAAACUAUAGUAUAUGCCGACGACUGUAGUCUAUACUGCUCAGGAUCUAACAUCAAAACCACCAGCUCAAUUAUGCAAAGAACAAUUGAAAACAUCAGCCAAUGGUCUACAGAGACAGGAUUCAAGUUCUCCCCCACAAAAUGCCAAUCGAUUUUAUUCAACCGUCAAAAUAAAAUCGAAGCCCCAGAGAUAAAAAUGCACGGUAUUAUUCUCCCAAACACAAAAUCCCUUCGCUUGCUAGGCUUAAAAUUCGACCACAAACUUAACUGGAAAGAACAUAUUAUAAAAUUGAAAGCAGCCUUAUCCAAAAAACUCAAUAUAAUCAAAGCUGUUAGUCACCUCAAAUGGGGAGCCAAUCGCAAAAACUCUUCUAAUCCUUCACAACUCUUUGAUACAACCAAAAUUGGAUUACGGAUCAACCAUUUACAGCCUUACCAACGGCAAUACCUUAAAAACGCUCAACACAAUACAAAACGCGGGAAUCAGAAUGGCCACAAGGAGCUUUCAGAUCAAGCCCAAUUGACAGUUUGUUAUGUGAAGCCCACUGCCUACCCCUAAAAAUCAGACAAAAAUACCUAAUUUCAAAAUAUGCAGCCAAAAAGAUGUCCACGCCCCAAACACUCAUGAUAGAGAUAAUUACAAGACCAUACCACGAUCAUCAACUGAAACCCUUCUACAUAAAACUGCAUGACAUCCUCGAAGAAAUAUCUUUCAGGAUCUAUAACACAAACCUAUAGAAACUAUCUCAGUAUUCCCUCCGUGGAACAUGAAGCAGAUUGAAGCCAACAUAUUUAACAACCAUUUAAACCAUAUUUAACAAAAAAGAUACACCCUAUAGUCUGAUAAUCAAUACUUUCAACGAAAUAAUAAACAAUGAAUUCAAUAACUACAUUCACUACUAUACAGAUGCUUCUAAUAAAGCAAAUGAUAUCGGCUUCGCCAUCACUCACCCUGAAGACAACAAUCUCUAUAAAAUCGCCUCUUUCUCCAGUGUAUACUCUGCAGAAACAUUUACCAUACUAGAAGCUAUAACCAUCUCACUCUCUACUAACUAUGACAAAGUCCUCAUAUUAAGUGACUCUCUUAGUGCAAUCACCUCCAUAUCCAACAUACAUACAAAAUGUAACCUUGCCCGAAACAUCCAAAAUACUAUCCUCACAAACCCCAAAACAAUCAAAUUCAUGUGGGUCCCAUCACACAUCGGCAUUCCAGGUAAUAAACUUGCCGACAAAUUGGCAAUGGAAGCAGCAAAAUCUCCGGACACCAAAUUAUACUCACAUGUAACAUAUGAGGAUGUAAUCCAUGCCCUAAAAUUCAAAUGUCACUCUCAAUGGCAAAAUAUAUGGGAUACACAAACUAAUCAAAACAACAAAUUUAAGCAAAUAAAACUCAAAACAAAAAAAUGGCCAGAUCCACUAAUUAAACUAACACGUCACGAGGAGAUCAUGAUUACCCGAGUACGCAUUGGGCACACCAAACUCAUGAUACAUACACUUGAUGCGUAAGGAGCCCAAACCCAGGUGUGAAACGUGCCUCAACGAACUCACAAGUCAAACAUAUAUUCCUAGAAUGCCCCAACUACCAGAACGCUCGAACGAAAUCAAACUUAAACACAGGCUCACUCAAAGAAGCAUUCAACUAGAAGAAGAAAAAAAAAUAUUAGACUUCAUCAAGAUAGCCGAUCUCGCAUCGAACAUCUAA
This is a messenger RNA of Cinara cedri, 2083 nucleotides long. The record is from the annotation of a GenBank genome assembly. Lineage: Eukaryota; Metazoa; Arthropoda; Insecta; Hemiptera; Aphididae.